GCCUUGGCGGCCUUGGCUUCGGCUGUGAGGUUCCCAUCUGUGCCCUUCCGACCUGUCUCCCCAUUCCACAGACAGACAAACUGAGGCCUUGGCCACGUGUUGCUUUGGGAGGUGGAUGGGGACUGAGGCCAGGUCUCUUCCAACAGGAAUCGUUGUCUUCAUUUCUGAGCAUGCCCCGGCCGAGACCUUGAGGCUCACGGGACAGGCGCCCCACAUCCUUCCUGGGAGGGGAUGCUGCAGCCCUGGGCCCCGGCCCCGACGCCCCCAGCCGAGAUGCUGCGGCAGUGGUCGGUGCAGUCGGAGCCAGGGGUCGCGGAGCUGUGGGAGCAGGAGAUGGAGCGGCUGUUCUCCUCCCGGGAGCCCGUGCGGACUCUGCCCUACGCCAUGGACGACAAGCGCUUCAUCCGGCAGCUGCGGGAGCCUGAGGGGGCGAAGGCCUCAUGCUGGCAGCGGUGGCAGCAGAGACAGAGGACUGCAGGGUGGCGCCUGCAGGAGGCAGCACAGCGGCUGGCCCAGGGCGUUGGACUCUGGAAGGGGGCACUCUACGAGAUUGGGGGCCUAUUCGGCACCGGAAUUCAGUCCUACUUCACCUUUCUUCGCUUCCUCCUGAUCCUCAACCUGCUGACGGUGCUUCUGAUCUCCAGCUUUGUGCUGCUGCCCCUGGUCUGGUUCCGCCCCCCAGACCCAGGCCCCGCCCCUAACUCCACCCUCCAGUGCCCUGGUGGCCUCCCGCCCCACGCUGAUAUUACCAAUUUCCACAAUCAACUUUGGAAUGUUUUAACUGGCAGGGCCUUCAACAACACCUACCUCUUUUAUGGCGGGUACCGGGCGGGGCCCGAGAGCAGCUCCGCGUACAGCGUCCGCCUGGCCUACCUCCUGAGCCCGCUGGCCUGCCUGCUCCUCUGCUUCUGCGGGGUUCUGCGGCGGAUGGUGAAGGGGCUGCCUCAGAAGCUGCUCCUGGGUCAGGACUACAGGUCCCCUCUGAGCGCCAAGGUCUUCUCCUCCUGGGACUUCUGUAUCCGAGGGCAGGAAGCGGCCGUCAUCAAGAAGCAUGAGAUCAGCAACGAGUUCAAGGUGGAGCUGGAGGAAGCCCGCCGCUUCCAGCUGGUGCAGGAGCAGACCCGGGCUCAGAGAGCCUGCCGUCUGCUCACCUACCUACGGGUCAACACCCUCAACGGGCUGCUGGUGGGCGGGGCCAUCAGCGCCAUCUUCUGGGCCACCAAGUACUCGCAGGACAACAAGGAGGAGCCUCUGUUUGUGUUGCUCCAGUACCUGCCCCCGGGGGUCAUCGCCCUGGUCAACUUUCUGGGUCCUCUGCUGUUUGUCUUCCUGGUCCAGCUGGAGAACUACCCUCCCAACACUGAGGUCAACCUCACCCUCAUCUGGUGUGUGGUGCUGAAGCUGGCCAGCCUGGGGAUGUUCUCCUUCUCGCUGGGCCAGACCGUGCUGUGCAUUGGCAGAAACAAGACCAGCUGUGAGUCCCACGGCUACAACGUCUGUGACUACCAGUGCUGGGAGAACUCGGUGGGGGAGGAGCUGUACAAGCUGAGCACCUUCAACUUCCUGCUCACCGUGGCCUUCGCCUUCCUCGUCAGCCUGCCUAGGAGGCUGCUGGUGGAGCGAUUCUCGGGCCGGUUCUGGACCUGGCUGGGCCGGGAGGAGUUCCUCGUGCCCAAAAACGUGCUGGACAUCGUGGCGGGGCAGACGGUCACCUGGAUGGGCCUCUUCUACUGCCCCCUGCUGCCCCUGUUCAACAGCGUCUUCAUUUUCUUCACCUUCUACAUCAAGAAGUACACCCUCCUGAGGAACUCCAAGGUGUCCCCUCGGAGAUUCCGAGCUUCUAGCUCCACCUUCUUCUUCCAGCUGGUGCUCAUCCUGGGUCUGCUUCUGGCCACGGUGCCCCUGGGCUAUGUGGUCAGCAGCAUCCGCUCCUCUCGGGAUUGCGGCCUCUUCACCAACUACUCAGCCCCCUGGCAAGUGGUCCCGGAUCUGGUGGACCUCCGGCUGUCACCCUUUGGCCAGCGUGCCCUCCACUACCUGGGCUCCCACGCAUUCAGUUUCCCCCUCCUCAUCCUGCUCAGCCUUGUCCUGACCGUGUGCGUCUCCCAGUCCCAGGCCAAUGCGAGAGCCAUCCGGGGGCUCCGGAAGCAGCUGGUGUGGCAAGUCCGGGAGAAGUGGCACCUGGUGGAGGACCUGUCUCGGCUGCUCACAGAGCCGGGCCUCGCUGACUCCGUGCGGCCCGAAUCCCUUUACUCUCGAUCUUCUUCGCACCAGCGAUCCUUCUGCCCCGGAUUCCCUUGCCCCGGCACCCCGGGUCCCAGGUCCCCCGAGGCCCCCAGAUCCCCCGGAGCCCCCAGAUCCCCCGGAGCCCCCAGGUCCCCCGAGGCCCCCAGAUCCCCCGGAGCCCCCAGAUCCCCCGGAGCCCCCAGGUCCUCACCCUCCCACGCGGAUCCCGCCUGUAGAUUUAGCUUCUCCAGCAGCGCGGAGCAGUAG
This is a messenger RNA of Molossus molossus (Pallas's mastiff bat), 2493 nucleotides long. It is a transcript of the gene TMC8, whose product is annotated as transmembrane channel like 8. Bases 232 to 2493 code for a protein of 753 amino acids. Gene Ontology annotation, cellular component: plasma membrane. The transcript is spliced from 15 exons. The record is from RefSeq and is a predicted model, not a curated record. NCBI's taxonomy places the organism in Eukaryota, Metazoa, Chordata, Mammalia, Chiroptera, Molossidae. Gene Ontology annotation, molecular function: mechanosensitive monoatomic ion channel activity.